Chroicocephalus ridibundus (black-headed gull) is the source of this 8132-nucleotide messenger RNA. It is a transcript of the gene VIPR1, whose product is annotated as vasoactive intestinal peptide receptor 1. Gene Ontology annotation, molecular function: vasoactive intestinal polypeptide receptor activity; G protein-coupled peptide receptor activity; peptide hormone binding. Gene Ontology annotation, cellular component: plasma membrane. The coding region runs from base 96 to 1436 and encodes 446 amino acids. The record is from RefSeq and is a predicted model, not a curated record. Lineage: Eukaryota; Metazoa; Chordata; Aves; Charadriiformes; Laridae. The transcript is spliced from 13 exons. Gene Ontology annotation, biological process: adenylate cyclase-modulating G protein-coupled receptor signaling pathway; cell surface receptor signaling pathway.
GUGCUCAAGCCGGCGCCGGGAGCGGAGCUCCGCGCUGCCCGCAGCCGCGCCGGGAGUUUGGGGUACGGGGUGUCCUCUGCUCCGGUGCGGGCAGCAUGGAGUACGCGGUCCUGGCUGUCGUGGUGCCUUUGCUCGGCUGCCUCCUCUCCGCGGCAUCCAGCACACGUCCGGAGUGCAGUAUCAUGCAGGAGAUUGAAGAGGAGCGCAGCCAAUGCUUGGCAGAGAUUGUUCGGGAUAAUCAGACUUCAGGUUGCAGAAGGCAAUGGGACAACAUCACAUGCUGGCCUGAAGCGGAGGUGGGAGAAGUUGUGGUACGGCCGUGCCCGAAGUACUUCAGAUUCCUCACCACUUUUCUCAGGAACGUGACCAGGAACUGUACAAGCCAGGGCUGGACGGAUGUGUACCCUGCACCGUAUGACCUAGCUUGUGGAUAUGAUUCCAGCAGCACUCCAGAGGAAGAGCAAACAGUGUUCUAUGGAACAGUCAAGACCUGCUACACCAUUGGACAUACCUUAUCACUCAUUGCUCUCACGGCUGCUAUGAUCAUUUUAUGCCUCUUCAGAAAACUACACUGUACUCGAAAUUAUAUUCAUAUGCAUCUCUUCAUGUCCUUCAUAAUGAGAGCCAUCGCAGUCUUCAUAAAAGAUGUCAUCCUAUUUGAAAGUGGAGAAUCUGAACACUGCUUUGUGAGUUCAGUAGGCUGCAAAGCCAUGAUGGUUUUCUUCCAGUACUGCGUCAUGGCCAACUUCUUCUGGCUCCUGGUGGAGGGGUUGUAUCUUCACACCCUGUUGGUCAUCUCCUUCUUUUCAGAGAGGAAGUACUUUUGGUGGUACAUCUUGAUUGGCUGGGGUGCCCCCUCCUUGUUCAUCACUGCGUGGACUAUUGUCAGGAUUUACUUUUUCGAUGUUGGGUGCUGGGAGGAAGUAGUGGAAUCCCCAUUCUGGUGGAUCAUUAAAACUCCUAUUUUGGUGUCUAUUUUGGUGAACUUUAUUCUCUUCAUUUGCAUUAUCCGUAUCUUAGUCCAGAAGUUGCAUUCCCCAGAUGUUGGACACAAUGAAACCAGCCAAUAUUCGAGGCUGGCCAAGUCCACCUUGCUGCUGAUCCCUCUCUUUGGCAUUCACUACAUCAUGUUUGCUUUCUUCCCUGACAAUUUCAAAGCAGAAGUUAAGCUGGUCUUUGAGCUCGUUGUCGGGUCAUUCCAGGGAUUUGUGGUGGCUGUUCUGUACUGUUUUCUCAAUGGGGAGGUCCAAGCUGAGCUCAAGAGAAAGUGGCGGAGAUGGCAUCUGGAGCGGUUCCUGGGCUCAGACAUGAAGUAUCACCACCCUUCCUUAGGCAGCAAUGGCACCAACUUCAGCACCCAGAUCUCCAUGCUGACCAAGUGCUCACCAAAGACACGCCGGUGCUCUGGCUUCCAGGCUGAAUUCUCUCUGGUGUGAUGAGGAGGGGGUCUCCAAGCACUGAGCAUCCAAGAGAAAAACUGAGAGACAGAAGGAUCCCCAGGAAUCAGUCAUAUGAUGACAAAUCCUUGAGAAAUGACAUGCUCCGCAUGAGCCAAGAGAGGACACAAAACUGGAAAAGCCGCUGGCAUCCAGAACAAGAUCAGACAAGCCAAGAGGCAGAGAAAUGCUUUUCCUCUGCGUCUUUUCAGACCUUUCACUCUUAAGUUUCAAGCCCUCGGGGGUUGAUAGCUAUGAGUAAAGGUCCCAGUUACUUGAGAAGAGCCUCGGAAAUCCUGAUGUGUCAUAAAUAAUGAAGUACGGGGGGUAAGGGAGGGGAGAGCCUGAGUCCCUGGUGGUUUUACCAGAACCGGCAUCUCUGAAAAAGAUAAAUUGCACUUUUCAAAAAAUGAGCCAGUAAAGGAGAGAAGGAGGCAAGAAGCAGGAAAAAGAAAUGCCAAACAUAUGAAUGUGCCAAAAGUCCUGUUGGUAAGAGGUGGUGAUAAGGCACCGGAGACAGAGUCGGGCACACGGGGAGAAGGGACAGGAGGGACAUGAGCAGGGGGAGGCCAGCGCACGAGCCCUGCCUCUGCCUUUUACACGUGUGAAGACAAAGCUGCAGCACAAGGAAAACCACUCAGAGGAUGCCCCAGUGCUGCAGUGUGUUCUGCUAAUUGCCUGUCAUCCUUGUUAGCAGAAGCUUUCCAAGCACCCUUGGGUGCCCUCUGGAAAAGCAGGUUGCUGAGAAGGAACAGCGUGAAUGCCCUUCUCUGCACAAUGUUCAUGACAUCGCGUUUUGUUUGGUUGUUUUCCAUGAAGAGAAAACUCGAUUUGCAUGUAUAAAAACCAGGUACAGAUGCCAAAAGCAGAGCCUGGCUGUGUUUUUCAUUCUUUUUAAGUUCGCUCAUAGAUCUUGGUGCAUUAACGCACCCAGGAUCAUUAGGGAUCAGGGGAAAACAAUUGGUCUGUAAUUCGUUUGCACUUGCUUAGCACACACUGCCAGGAAAGGGAGAUGUAGAACCUGUAAUCCUUAAUUGAAUCAGACCCGCCAUAAGGAGCCACUCUCCAGAUGAAAAAAAUUAGUGUCACAGCAGCAGGCGAAAUUGCUUUCAUCAGAACAAGGUUGUCUCAGCACGUAACUGGCACUCCAGGAGUCAGGAAGGAGUGAAGGAGCUAUUAAAUUGAUUUCUUCUUUGGCUUUUGCUGGGAGCUUUCAUCCUAUGAUGAAGGCAUUGUUAGAUCUUUAAGAUGUGUUGUGUAUUUUACCUUUUUUCUGAAGGCCUGUUAGCUUCCAUAUAGGGGCAAUCCCUAUGUAAAGAACAUACAUAGAUCGUGUGAAAACCAAGGGAAUAGUUUUUUUUUCUUUCCUUUUCUUGGUGGAGGGGCAAAGGACAGGGGUGAAACCAAAUCCUGCUCAGACAUGCCAGGCCGGCGGCUCUCAGGGCAUCACAUGCAGCUCGCACACCCAGGCACUGCAUGUGAGACAACCCCCGCAAUCUCAGACUCUGUCAGAAGACAGACAACGCGACGAUACAGAUGCUCAUGUUCGUGUCCCACCCAAUUGCAUUGAAUGAGGUUGCACCAGUUUUAUGCUGGGCGUGGGAAAGCCCUGCCCAGCUCAGGUGUACGCUUAGUAAUUGGGCUGCCAUCAUCACAACAUGACAUGGCACUGUCCUCGUGAAGGAGAGUCUGGGUCCCCAAUGCAUGUAGAUGGAAAGGAAGGUGGGCUCCUCUUUCAGAGUUCAGAGAUCUCAACUUACCACGUACAAAGAGCACCUGGACUUCUUUUUCUUUGUAAUGAAAUGUAGUUCAUUGAAGGGAAACAUCUUUAAUGUGGGGGCUCUGGGGGUUGUUUUGCUUGCUUGUUUCUUGCUUUAAACGUCUGUGAUUCACUGCCAACAAACCACACUGAGCCCAGGAGGAGAGUUGCAAAUCUGGACAUCCAGUUCCUUUCUCAGUUCUGAGAGAGCAGUUGUUCUAUGCCGUAACCCUCCCCAGAGCUAUACCUGGUAUCGUUUGAGAUCGAUGCUUCCAAAGUAUUUCUCCAUAUGGGGGACUAAGAACAGCACACAGGGCUGAAGGCAUUAAGGGGCAUGAGACGCUCUGAUGCAACCGCUGUGAAGGGUAGACAUGCAGUCAUGAGUUUUCAGUGAGCUAGCUGAGAGGCUUUCACAGCCUGCAAAACCUAAGAGGAUAGGCAGAUGUUGCGAAGAUAGACAUAAUCAGCUCCAUGGUCCUGGAAUUAAAGUGCUGAUGAGACCCCAGGCUGGCCAGGUGCAAGCCAUCUAUGUUAUGGCUACAUUGCACUGAAACCAUAUCGUUAGCACUUAGAAUCCAACACUGACAUGCCAUAAGAUCAUCAAAAUCCCCUCUUAGCAGCUCUCUAAUUCCUAAAAUCCAGAGAAACCAAGAGGAUGCUUAAAAUUUCCCCAUGUUGCUUGCACUGAAGCCCUUAUGCCCUGAUACCACAGGAACAAGGUCCCCAUUGAAAUCUCCAUGAGGUUCUCAGAGGCAAGCACCUUCUUUAUUGCUGGUGCUGCUCUGGUGAGUGCUUUCAGACCUGGAUUAGGACUCACACAGAAGAUACUGGAGAAUUCCCACCAGUGCCACCAAUUCUACUCCUGUGCCUGGUUCAAAGCAAGGAUUUGACCUAGCUUGCAUUUCACCAGGUGAAUGGCUAACUAGCAAGAAGGCCCAGAACAAGCAAGGAAAAGCGCGCUCUCAGCUUCUAAGAUGUUCCACCUAGUGUAAAAUGCUUCCUCUCACUUGUUCCGAGUUUGGAAGCGGCGUCAGUCUGGGAAAGAUUUGGUUGAUCAGGCUGCAAGGUCAUUCACUCUCUUUAUCUGUCGCAGUAGCUAUUUAUGCCCAACAAAAUGGGUGGGCUGCAGGGGAGCACUGCCCAGUCUCAUUAGUGCAGCCACUGAAGUGCCUGAGGUGUGAACUUGAAUCCCAGGUCCCAGACAAGCAGAGGAGUUUGAGCACAGAGCUGUUGAGUAUAAGUAAGUGGCACACCGUUACCAGCAGGCUCUCUUUUGGGAUGUGAGGGGAACCCUUCCCAUCCAUCUGUUUUAGGCAGCCUUGCUGGGGUAGAAGGUCCGUGUCUGUGAGCCAUGAGCAGUGAGAGACAUUGUGGGUUUUCCCUGUGUUCUUCACCUUCUUUUUCCUCUCCCUGUGCUUCUAACUCCAUUUGCAGGAAGACCCUUGGCUUUGUAUUUCCAGCAUCUCUUCCUUUUCAGCCCUGUGCUAACCUGUGCCAGCAUCAGCCCUAUGCCAAAGGCAGCAAGAAUGAGCUUGCCUUUGAGAGACACGACAGGGAAAAAUUCCGCUGGUUAUUUACCCAUGCCACAGGGCCUUCUGCGGCCCGUGAGAUUCACCACCAGCCUAUUCUGCGCGGGAACCUGAAGAUAGGAUGUGACCUAAACUGAGAUGCUCCUUCAAAAAAUGUUGACUAUGUUAGCAUGCCAGGAACAGUGCCCCAGGCAUCUGAUUUGCAAUUAUUUCAUCACUGAACAUCCAGCCACAUCGCCAUUAUGCUGUCAAGGAUGUUUGAGAGAUUAAAUGAAUGUGCUGAAUAUACCUGCUGUGACAGGCAUGGCAAUAUUAGUGAUGGAGGCAGCACAGAGCUGCCAGCCCAGCUCUGUUGGCCUCAUAUUUCAGGAGAACAGAGGAUUCAGUGGUGAAAUCAGAGCUUUUCACUCUGGGGAUAUGAGCAAUCAAGUGAACGAUGACAUUCGGAUCAGGCCCUUGCUUAAGCGGCUUAGUGCAGGAAUUUGGCCCCAUAACUUGGCCUCCUCUACUCUGCUUUUCAUUCAACUCCUCAAUAAAAUGGAGUUCAAGGACUUCACUGCAACCCCAAAUGACAACCCAAACCCACGCAGAGCACACAAGGCAGUGCUCAGGGCAGCACCAGUCUGACCCCCUUAACUCCGGUAUAAGACAGGAAAGUCUCCAGUGAAGGCAUCUGAAUUAAUUUGCUGCAAAAUAAGAUACCUGGAUGUGACGUGACAAGCCUUUAGAUAUGUUUGAGGAUCAUGAAUUUGGACUCCAAAACUCUUUACAGAACUCAGGCCAAAUUCUGAUCCCACUUGCACUCAUCAGUUCACUUCAGCGACUCCUGAAUUACACCAGCAUUAAACUGGAAUUUGCCUUUAGAAUAAUUCCUUUAUGUUCAGCCUGGAACUGUUCCCUUUUUACACCAGUGAGAGAUCAAACCCCUCCUGUUAAUUAGUCAUUCUAUAUUUCAGUGAUUAAACUAUAAAAAAAAAUUAUUAAUAAGUAUGGAACAAUUAAAAUAUAAAACCUAAAUUAUCGUCUCAAGGUCUAGAGGAACAAGGUUCAAUAUUAACAUUAGACUGUAGAUAUUUCUAUUCAUCUGGGACCUAUAUUGCUCUGUGGCCCUCUCAUAGGCAGCAAGAAAUGAGAAUGUGACCAUGUUUAGGGUUAAAAAAGAGCACUAAAGAAAUUCUAGGCUGUUUCAGGAUUUCAGGGCAUUACCUUGAAACCAGUUUUUAAAACAAGAAGUAUAUAUGCAGCAUCAUCAUUACUGCAGUUAUGGUAUGAAAAAGUGAUCCCAAGAAAGCCCAGGAUACAAAACACCUGAAUGUUCUAUUUAUUUUAUUUUAUUUUAUUUUAUUUUAUUUUAUUUUAUUUUAUUUUUAAUUUUUUUUUUUUUGCCUCUGAAGCAGUUAUAUUUUUUUCAAGAAAGGUGCUAGUGGGGAAAAAAAUGUUUUGUACAUUAACUAAUCCACAGAUUUACUUCUUUCUCAAUGUCCCGCUUGGUUCCCGUUCAGCUCAGAAGCCAUGGGGCAUGGUGGUGUCUGUGUCACAGGGCUAUGUGAGCCAAGGGAUUAAACCCAAAUCUCUGCUCCAAUCUGAUGGAAAUACUUUCAGAGAGAGAUGCACCUGCUGAUUAAUGAAAGACUGCCAGUGGUAUUUAAAAAGCACAAUGAAGUUCCAAAGAAAGCUCAGGAGUGAACAUCACUUGGCUCCAUGGCAGGGUAUUAAAGGGGUUUGGUGGAAUUACUUUUAGUCCAUUCCUUCCACUUUCAUCACAGUGUUUAAAUAAGGCAAAACCCAGUGGGUUUCUGCAGCAAAUAUGAAAUAUUUUCAGAUUAAAAGGGAAUGUCUCAAACUUGCAAAUGCCAAUAUGUGUCUUUGUGAAGCUUGUUUUCUUCUGUCCGCACAAAUUCAGCUUGGGUUGAUAAAUGGCCCGUGGAAAUCCAUGUGGUAUCAGAAGCUAGGAGACCAAGAAGCAAGGUUGCUUCGCCAGAAGAUGCAUCUGGGUUUAACACCAAAGCCCCUGUAAAAUACGCAUCCUCCCUGCAGUGUCCCUGCUUUGGGUUAGGGCUUUUAGCUGAAGAAAGGAUCUCAACUGGGGUGGUGGCACAGCCCCAUGCUUCUUCCCAAGGCAUCUCCGCACCAGUGAAUGUGCGAAACUCUCAGAGACAUGGACUGCAGUCCUGAGCUCCCUGACUCACAACGCAACUUUGCACUUUUCACAACCCCGAUGCUUAUGAUGGCAAGGACCGUAAUGUUCCUUGCUUGUAGAUGAACCUCAAAGAGCAGGAGGCCAAGCUCUUGGCCUCGUUUAUACUCAUAUCAAUCUGGAAUGACUCUGCUGGUAUCAUUCUGGAAAUAAACCGGUGUAAUAGGGAAAAGAAUUAUGUCCUAGACUGGUGCGUGGAGUCAGAUGUCCCAAAAUCCAGAACAGCAUAGACUUCAAUCCGUUUUCUUUCAGUCAGUCAACUUUUCACCCUGUCUCCAAUCCCACUAUUUACAUACCAGUCUGAUGAGGUAUAAUGACAAUGACUGAUCUUGUUAUUUCCCCUGGAGAUCUGUGCAGUUGUAAACUUUUAGAAAUUAGGAGUUUCCUGGGCCCAUGGACCAUCUCUUCCACCUCCAACUAUCUGAAAGUCCUAACUCCUUGUUUGCUUGCAUGGUGUUGUGCUAUAUAUUGAAGAGCCCUGGGUUUGAAACCCUGGUUAUUUCUAGCAUACUGUGAAAUCACAGGGAAGAAGGCAAACGUUGGGACUGGAAACUCCGUAACAGGUCUGUAAGGGAAAUAAUGCCCGUUUGGGUUCUGAGGGCCAGGCCUACAGGACGUGUAAAUUGGCAUCAGAAGAACACCAGUGUUUUAUACCCCAGUUUUGUGGACAUUGUAAACUUGUACAUAGAGGAAAACCGAAUAGCACAUUAAAAAAUAAAAGAUAAAAAAAAAACAGAAAAAAACCACAAUUUUGGUACUCUGAUAAUGAUAAAUUAAGCUCAAAAAAGCACUUUUGAAUUCAAAAGUGCGUUUUUUAGACUCUGUUUCAAACACCUCAAACUGUUGUUCGGUACCUCCUGCCAACUGACUCUUUUCUUCUCACUCAAACUGUAAACACCUCUGCUCUGCCCUCCUGUAAAUAGGCUUUGAAAGCAAAGAGUGAAGAAAACUGGCUGCGUACAGAGAAUUGCCUUCUCUGUGGACUUUUAUGUACCUAGGUGCUUGUGAUGUAUUCUUCAUGCCAGUGGGAACAGGCCUGCUUGCUCAGCACAGUUGAAAUCCCUGCCUUGUUUCAUGGCCUUUUGCCCAAUGUUAUUUAUUUUGUUCUGACUCUGUACAUAUGCAAUGAAUUGGCUAUUUUUUUUUUCCUUUGUACUUGGUUCAUCUCCUUGCUUCAGAGGAGGUUCUUCUCUGUGGUUGACACUGCUGAA